AUGCCCAUGUACACCGCGCCCGCUCUGCUCGUAGGCCUGGGUACCCGAAUCCUCAUCGACACCGUCAACCAGACAGCUGAACCGCCGACACUGGGCCAAUCCAUUCUUCAGGGAGUCUGGCAGGGUGUAGCUCUACAAUAUGCUGGGAAGAACACCGCUGCAACGCUCCUCGUCGGCGCUGGGAUAGUUGUCAAGCUGCUGUUUGACUUUAUGGCUUCGCAGGAUGCGACCAGAUGCAUGUCAACGAUCAUUGGAGUCGCUUUGGGGGUCGUCGGAACGGACUUGCUCGCUUCCCAGUUCGACCCGUACUUUUCUCCACCUAGCAGGAGCUCACGGGACAGGUCCUCAAGCAAAUCUUACCGGACGCACGAGUCUCGACACAGAUACGACGACGACAUCAAACCGCAGAGAUCUUCUCGACAACCCGACCGUCCAGCACGCUCGGUACAAUGGAGGGCUAGCGUCCAAGGAGGGAGCGUCACGACCCAACCCACCGACCCCCGACCCCAAUCCUCAGCUGCCUUUACAUCCGACAUCACGUCCGUCGAUUCAGCCACUGGGUUGAUCAGCAGUCGCAGAGCGAGUAGCAUGACGCCGCUGGAACGGGAAAUUGCGGCGCUGAGGGCUAGGGCUUCGCUGGCAGACAGCGAACGUCGACGGUGCAGGGAGGAGCGGAAGUGGGCGCUGUCGCAAGGUAACCUUGCGCUUGCGUCAGAGCUAAAGGCGAACUAUAAACGGUUCAAGGCUUUAAUGGAGGAGUGUCAUCGAGAGGCAGAUGCUAAACUGCUCGAAGACGCUAGAGAAAAGGACAUGAAGAGUGGCUACGAACAAUCCCGACAAGAUAUAUCCUCCUCCAACCUGCGCGACCAAGUAGCUCGUAUCCUUCGCGAAGAAUCCUCCAAGAACACCCCGACGACAUCAACACCCAGACCAGAGCGGCGCCAACGAAAGAUAUCUUCCUCCUCAAAACCUUCCCCUCGGACUCCCAAUCGAUAA
Coprinopsis cinerea okayama7#130 is the source of this 996-nucleotide messenger RNA. RefSeq lists its product as hypothetical. Bases 1 to 996 code for a protein of 331 amino acids. The record is from RefSeq and is a predicted model, not a curated record. The transcript is spliced from 2 exons. Lineage: Eukaryota; Fungi; Basidiomycota; Agaricomycetes; Agaricales; Psathyrellaceae.